CACAACCAGCAUCAUGACGACAAUCGCCCUAUUACCCGGAGCCUGGAUCUCUCCGUACUUCUACCAACCAUUUUCCGAUGCCCUCGCCUCCGCUGGAUUUCUCGUUCAUCAGGCUAGCUAUCCGUCUCUGAACCCCGCCAAUGCAUCCACUGCCGACUGCGACGCCGAUGCACAGGUCAUCACCAAAACCUUACGCAUCUUAGUCGAAGACCAAGGCAAAGACGUAGUGGUCCUGAUGCAUUCCUACGCCGGAAUGCCCGGAGCCGCUGCAGCCACAGGACUGGCGAAGUCUCGGCGGUCGCAACAGGGCAAAUCUGGCGGCGUUAUCGGGUUGAUCUUCAUAGGCGCCUUUGUUGUGCCGGAGGGAUUGAGCUGUGCGGGACUGCAGGGUGGAAAUCUCCCUCCGUGGAUUUUACUCGACAAGCCGUCGCGUGAUUUAAACAUCCCCGAUGACCCGAUCGGCAAUUUCGCAGGCGAUGUCGACCCGGAUUUAGUGAAGGACCUCGAGGCCAGUACCCUGCCGCACUCAAGUCUUGCUUUCAAUUCUCCACAGCCGCAUCCUGCAUGGGCUGAUGCGGAUUUUAAGCAUCGGUUAGCGUUCAUUGUGACUGCGGAAGAUCGAGCCGUGCCGAAGGAGGCGCAGUAUGGCAUGAUGGCUGCUAGUCAGCAGGAAUGGAUUGUCAAGGAGAUGGCGAGUAGUCAUUGCGGGCCGUUUCUGAAUAGAAUUGAUGAGACGAUAGUCUUGUUGAAAGAUCUAGUAGAGGGGUUUUCUGGGGAGAUAUAAUGCUAUUUCACAGAGCAAUAUGAG
Messenger RNA from Aspergillus steynii IBT 23096, 808 nucleotides. Its product is annotated as alpha/beta hydrolase. The transcript has 2 exons. Bases 14 to 784 code for a protein of 256 amino acids. The record is from RefSeq and is a predicted model, not a curated record. Lineage: Eukaryota; Fungi; Ascomycota; Eurotiomycetes; Eurotiales; Aspergillaceae.